Molecule: messenger RNA, 2866 nt
Organism: Heterotrigona itama
Lineage: Eukaryota; Metazoa; Arthropoda; Insecta; Hymenoptera; Apidae
Source: the annotation of a GenBank genome assembly
AUGCCACAAGUGGAUGGUGCUACAAUACCAAUAACAAAUAAUCAGAACAGUGCAGCUGUGCAUAAUCUUAAUAUAAGUAGUUCAACUGAAUCAGCCUUAAACAAUAACAAUAUGAAUACUGCGAGGAAUAACAAUAAUCAGAACCCAUUAGUUAAUGUAAGGGAUAGAUUGUUUCAUGCAAUAUUUAUUAAGGCUGCAUUAACUUAUGCAAGAACAUUUCCAAGGCCUUUGAGAAGAUUUCUAGAAUUUGUAGUCCUACUGAAGGCUAUAGCAGCAUUUUUUGUGUUGGCUUAUAUUCAUAUAGUUUUUUCACGAACACCAACUAAUUGUUUAGAACAUAUAAGAGAUGAUUGGCCACGUGAUGGUAUAUUAAGAGUUGAGAUACUUAGAAACGGGGGAGAAGAUUACAAUAUAGAAAAGAGUUAUGCAAAAGAAGAAAAAUUACGACAAGAAAAAGUUGAUGAUUUAACUAGUGCUUUAGGAAUAUUAACUAGAGAUGGAUUUAUCAACAUUGAACCAUCUGCUGUUGAUGAAGAACGUGAUAUCACUAAUGCGUCGAAUGAAGAAAAUCAUGACAGCUUAACAUUAUCAGAGAAAGAAAUAGUUAGAAGUGCUACCAUUUCUGGAGAUAGACAAGAUCCAAAUUUAAGCAUUACUAAUACUACAACAAGUCCAUCCUUAUCUACUAAGUUCUGGAAUGAAAUGAAUAUAGAUAAUAAAGAAGUAUCAAAUGAAAAGAUAUUAACAAAUGCAGGGAAUAAUACCGUAGUGCAGGAUACAAAUAAAUCUAAUAAAGAAGACGUUAUUCAACCUUUAAAGGAUCCAAAUUCUGAAGUUAGGCCAGGUGAUGGUUAUAUCGUAGAAUAUUCGUUAGAAUAUGGUUUCCUGAGACUAUCACCUGUAGCACGGCAAAGAUUAAACAUUCCUGUAAAAAUCGUUACUUUGGAUCCUGUUAACGAUAAAUGCUUUGGCGAUGACUUCUCAAGAUUAAUACUUGAUGAACUCUUAGGAUACGACGAUCUAUUGAUGGCAAGUAUCAAGACACUGGCGGAGCAUGAAGAUAAUCAAGGGUUUCUACGCCGUUUCUCUCGCACGCUUCCCCGAAAUGAUGGGAGCAUUGUCUAUUUCCGAGUUGUUGUUCAUCUCUCUGGUGGUCAUCGGCAUGGCCAAGUUGAUCUCACUGGUGUAUCUACAGUUGACAUAUUGGAAGAAGAACAAAGUUCCAUACGUGCGGGCAGGGCCGAUAUUCGGAACCGCUUGGAAAGUGUUCUUUCGUCGCAUCAGCUUCCCGGACUAUUGCAAAUUCAUUUAUAAUUAUUAUCCGAAUGUACGAUACGUCGGUGUGAUGGAUUUAGCCACGCCGACGGUGAUCGUGCGGGACCCGAGGCUGAUCAGCGAGAUGUUCGUAAAGAAUUUCCAACAUUUCCCGAAUCAUCGAAGCUUCGUGUCCGAGGAGAUGGACCCGAUCUUUGGGAGGAAUGUAUUUUCCCUGAAGGACGAUCGAUGGAGGGAGAUGAGGAACAGGUUGAGCCCAUUCUUCACCGGCAAUAAGAUGAGAUUCAUGUUCGAGUUGGUGUCCAAGUGCUCGGACAACUUCGUCGAUUACCUGUACGAACACUCGGGAUUUCAUUCCGCGGUCGAGUUGAAAGACAUCUUCACCAGAUACGGUAACGACGUAAUCGCAACGGCAGCUUUCGGUAUAGACGUGAACUCGCUGAAGGAUCCAGACAACGAGUUCUACAAGAGAGGGAUCGAAGUCUCCUCGUUCGGUGGUACUCUUCGUUUCAUAAAAUUCCUGCUGUUCCGAUUGAGCCCGCGUCUAACGAGAGCGGCCGGACUGACGUUCCUGUCGCGAGCGACGGCCAGAUUUUUCUGGGACGUGAUCUGCGAAACGGUGACCACAAGGGAGAGACGAGGCAUCGUUAGACCAGACAUGAUAUAUCUUCUGAUGCAGGCGAAAGACUCGAAGGAACCUGGCUCGUCCCGCAUGACUAUCGACGACAUCGUCGCUCAGGCGUUCAUUUUCUUCUUGGCCGGUUUCGACACUGUUUCCACCUUGAUGUCUUACGUCGUUUACGAGUUGGCCUUGCAGCAAGACGUACAACAGAAGCUACGCGAAGAGAUAGACGGUUACUUGAAACAGGGAAACGGGAACAUUUCUUACGAGGCUAUGUCGAACAUGGAGUACAUCGAAAUGGUAAUAUCCGAGACUCUCAGAAUGCAUCCUCCAACGUUGAUAAUCGACAGAGUUUGCGCAAAGAAGUUCCAAUUGCCUCCAGCGGCGCCCGGCUAUCAAACUGCGACAGUCUAUCCCAAUAAUAACGUUUGGAUCCCUGUUCUUGCGAUUCAUCGCGAUCCUAAGUAUUUCCCUGAUCCGGAGAGGUUCGAUCCCGAACGAUUCAGUAACGAUAAUAAGAACAACAUCGAUCCGUAUGCGUAUCUACCGUUUGGAGUUGGCCCUAGAAAAUGUAUUGGCAAUCGUUUCGCGUUGAUGGAAACGAAACUUUUGAUCAUCCGUCUGCUGGCAAAAUUUGUCGUGAAACCCAACGAAAGAACAAAGGUUCCCAUCGUGUACAAAAAAGUUGAUUUUACGCUCGCGUCGAAAGACGGAUUUUGCGUCACUCUGGAAAAGAGAAAGUCAGAUUCACUUGGUACAAUUACUGGGGGAAAAAGGCACGUUCCUCGGGGAAUUCGUGUUCACUCGUCGCGUGUCUCUUCCCGAUUAUUGCACGUUCGUUUACAAUUAUUACCCGAACGCCAGGCACGUCGGUAUGAUGGAUUUCUCUCUGUGCCAGUUGUGGUAAUUCGGCAUCCGGAGAUGAUUCGAGCGAAGAAUUUCGAGCAUUUCCCCAACGGAAGAAAAUAG